AUGGUAGUGAAGGCGUGGAUCCGGAGGAUGAGCGAGGGUGGGGGCGAGGCGGGUCGCGGCGCGGAGGAGAGCCCGCCCAGCCGCUGGCCCGUGGGCAUCCUGCGGCGCAGCGGCGCGCGCGCGGCCCGCCGCAUGCUGCACGUCAAGUACCGCAGCGUGCCGCCCGAGCCCGCGUCCCAAUCCUCACCACAUCCGACACAAACUCAACCCGACAACGAAGACACAGUUUCCUGCUUCUGUAGCAUAGCUUCACAAGCCUUGCACAAAAAUGUUCACUGUGCUCUCCAUGACGUGGAGAGAAAAAGCAGCGGCGUGUCUGUGAAAAGAGUGAAAACCUAUGUUUACCAGCGUUAUUGGUCGUCCCUGCCUGCACCCCCUGCCCAAGUGCCCACCCACCACCCACGAGCCGCUCCCUCCGCUCUCGCCGCUGCCGAUCAGCUGUUGUCGCGGAUUCCCGUCGCCCUACCGCAACUGAUAAACCGCCCCGUGAAUGACAUCUGCGGGCGGUUGGGUGUCAGCGGGUGGGUGGCGGGCGGCGGCGGCGGCAGUUUCGCGCGAGCCGCGACGCGAGUGACACGGGUGCGAUGGUCUGUGGGGCCCAACCGCUGGGAAGUAUUGGAAGCGCCGCGCUCGCGCCCGGAUAGUGCAGUGUGCCCAUGUGCCGCGAUGCUGCGCUCGCCCGGCUCCGGCGGCACGGUGGGGCUGCCCCUGCCGCCGCCACAACACGCAAGACUCUCGCUAUUUGACUCUUGCCACAGAAAAAUAAGACUAAUCGGCGGUGGGCCAGUAGCUUUUUUAGGAGGACUCGUCGCGUGAGUUGAUCCUUGGUUAUCCUAAGAUUAGUAUUAUUGUGUGAUACAGUGAGCGUGCACCGGUUUGUGCGUUAGGUACUCGCCUACCUAACGGUGUGCUCGCAACGACACGCUCUGAAUGCUGCUCGUACAAAACGCGAGACAGCUUCCGGAACGCAUCUCGCGCUCCCUGCUGGCGCGACACUCGACCUCAAUCACCUCCGCAUUGUUUAUUAUCCAUUGAACGACAAUAACAGUCUAGUGACCUAAUUUUUAUGUGUA
Molecule: messenger RNA, 1073 nt
Organism: Chilo suppressalis (striped riceborer)
Lineage: Eukaryota; Metazoa; Arthropoda; Insecta; Lepidoptera; Crambidae
Source: the annotation of a GenBank genome assembly